Molecule: messenger RNA, 5276 nt
Organism: Eriocheir sinensis (Chinese mitten crab)
Lineage: Eukaryota; Metazoa; Arthropoda; Malacostraca; Decapoda; Varunidae
Exons: 2
Coding region: 176-1096 (306 amino acids)
Biological process (GO): regulation of transcription by RNA polymerase II
Cellular component (GO): transcription regulator complex; nucleus
Source: RefSeq, a predicted model, not a curated record
GGUUGCCCGCGGGCCCGCCUCCGCGCCUAGUUGCUACUGGGUACAGCGUCUAAUGCAUGUCUUCACACGUCGCGGGCAGGCCCGCGACCCGCGCACUUCUCCGGAGGAAACUCAUUCAAUAGUCUGCUGGAUUUCAACGUGAUUGGUUGUGCGUGACUGUCCCCUUGCAUUUAAUAUGGAGGCUAAUAUUGAUACAGAGCAGUUGAUAUCCCUUGUGCAAGAGAGACCAGCUCUGUGGGACAAGUCACGUGAAGACUACAAAUCCCGAACACGCACCACAGAAUGUUGGAGAGAGGUGUGUGUCAAGCUCAACCCAGCCUUCGAGAGUUUAUCAGAGGCAGAUAAAAACAAGUAUGGUAAGCUGAUAAUAAAUAAGUGGAAAAAUGUCAAGGAUCAGUACAUCAAAUCGGUCAAGAAGAGGAAAGGGAAGAGUGGCUCAGCAGCAAAGACUGUGAAGAACUAUAUCUUCCAUGAACAGCUUUCUUUCUUAAAGGUAAAUAUGGACAUGAGGGAAACAGAGUCAAGCUUUGAAGUUGAUUCUGAAAAAUCUCCCGGAGGACUUGAUGAAGAAAGAGAAGACAGCGAUGUUCUGGAGAAAGCCAGCGAGGUUGGUGAAGCUAGUGCAACAAAAAUGUCUGUUAGGAAUGCUCCAAAGAAAAAGAAAGUUGACAUUGAGAGAGAAAUCCUGGAACAUUUAGCAGCAGAAGAAAACCGUCAUAUUUCCUUUUUUAAAGGACUUCUUCCCUCUCUCGAAGGAUUUACCGAUGAUGAGAUUUUGCAGUUCCAGUCUGGUGUUAUUGGUCUGAUCCAGAACCUUAAAAAGACCCGUUCACUUCAAGUUCAUGAUUUACCACAGAAUCAAACCUACAUUCUGCCACAGCGGGCCCCCUACACUUCACACCCUCCACCCUAUUGGAACAAUCCGUCAUCAAGUGGACUACAAAGAACUGAACACAGCUCACCAUAUAUGCAUGGGUCACAUGUUCAACCGCCGCCUACAUGUAGUACUUCAGUUUCACCAGUAUCUUCUGAGGUGUCAGAGCUUGGUUCCCCAUGUGAUGCAAACUUUGCAUAUAAAUACACUACUUUGCCUUGAACUACUUUGUACCUUAUGAGUUACGUGACAUUUAAUAAUGUAUUCACUUAAGUGAGUAAUUGUGCCAAGUUCUUCAUUACUUUCUUGAAAUCGUUUGUAUUACAUUUUUUAAGGAGACAUUACUUAUCUAACUGUCACUGUGUUGUGAUUAUAAUGCAGAACAUUUACUAAAUAUUAAAUGAAAAGGAUGUUAGCGAUGUUUGUGUCCAUCCUCUUGCUGCAGAUGAUGAUAAUAAUAAUGAAGGUGAUGGUGAAGGUAGAAGCAUUGGUUGUGGUACUGUGAAAAAAGUGAAGUCAUGAUUAUACUGAUCAUGAAUUACUGUAUGUAUCUUCAAUCAUUUUGAAAAUGGAAUUUAUUAAUUGACAUAAAUGAUAAUAUAUUAUAAACGUAAGCCUUACCUUAAGGCAACAGAGAGACGUUCAACAGGCUUGAUUGAGUCCCUCAUUUUAGAGUCCUGCCGAAGGAGGUGGUCAUGCAGCUUGUGAAGCAGUUCGUCAAAGGUUGUGAUGGACAUCCUGAAGUAGUUGAAAAACUUCAUAUUAUCCUGUCUCAGUUCAUGGAAAAGUGUGUUGAAUGCUCCAGUCUUGCUCCUUUCAGCAAUCAAGGGAUGAAUCCAUAAUCUCCUUCUAUGUCUCUUCUUCUUUCGCAAAUGCAAUAGGUAGAGGAGACGAAGGCGAUCACGGUCCAUGAUUAGUGCGUGCAGAACACAAACUGGUGAGCCAGAUGACGAGGCCCGUGGGUGGCAGGUGGUUUUCACCCGCGCCGUCUGAAAAGGUACGCGGAAGCGGGUGUGUCCGCGCUUAAACGCGGACGCGGGCAGUGCCCGCGCCGUCUGAAAGAAGCCUCAAACGCUGGCAGCUGCCCGCACAUGCAUGGCGCCUCAUCUUGCCUCAUCUCCACGGAAGGGGUAAAAUGGUGACGGGUGAAGAAAAGUGUAUGUAUUUUCCCCAUACAUGAGUGUAGGAGCAGGUGGGGAAAAAUAGUGGUGGGCGGGAAACAAUGAAUUUUCCCCGUAUGUGAGUGCAGGUGGGAUAAAAUGGCGGCUAGCCAGUACCAAAUUGUAUUUUCCCCAUACGUACUGAGUGAAGAAGUGGGUGUUGACGGUGGCCGAGUGGAUAAGGUGGUGAGCGUGGGGUUGGACAGAACAACAUCAAAGGGCAGAUAAUGCCUACCAAUGCACUCGGGGUAGAACGAACGAAAAAAAUAAAAGUGUGGGUGGGGCAAAGUGGCAAGGGCCAGAACCAAAUUGUAUUUUCUCCAUAGGUUUAGUUAUUCCUGUGACGCGGUUUCCUAUGGCGCGGCCAUUGCUCAGAACCAAUUAACCGCGCCAUACGCGACUCCACUGUAUUGCCAAGAAACAUCAGAAUCUAACUCUUUUAACAAUAGCUAUAAAGUAGUUUCAUUAUUGGAGCCCAGAAGACAGUUUGAGGGGAGGAGGUUGGGAAAUAUAAUCGGCUGAGUGCGACAAUCUGGCAACGUUGAGGCUGUAGCUCUGAGGCCCGAGGCAGCGCACACGCCUUUUUGAGGGUUUCAGAUACCAUAAAUAGCAUAUUUUUACUGUGCAAAGCAGGUGAUGUCACUUAUUGUGACUUCAUGACCUUUCAUAUUUAUCUAUUUGUGUAUAUUUCAUGGUGACAAAACUUAAAUUACUAGUUUCAUUUUUACCAGUGACACGAAUUUGUGACUGUUUUUCACAAUGGAAUUUCACUCAAACAAGUGAAUCAGGCACCACAGAAAUAUUACCAGUGUGUGUAUGAACGAAUACAAAGAUGAGCACAUACCUAGAUUUAACUCUAGUAUGUCUCGUGGAUCAUUAAUAAAUAGAAACAAAAUAUCCGGACAGGCCACUCCUUAGCCUGUUACCUUCAAUGGCCCCCCAAAACAGUCCCUCCGCCAAGUUUGUACCCCACAUUUUGGUGAUGUUAGUUGCGCCUAUUAACCCUUUAAGUGCUAUGGCCGGGCAUGGACUGAACCCCGUACUGCUUGAGCCGGGGAGAAGUGAAGACAAAAUUCACACGUUAGCAUCUCAGAAGUAGUGGUGUGAUUUAGGAGGGAGGGAGGAAGUAAUGAAUGAAGAGGGGGAAACGCAGGUGUGUUCCCCUUGGGGGAGGAUUAGCAGAGAUAAUUGUCUGCCUCUUUCUCUAUUCCUUCCUUUCUUACUCUCUUCCUGUCUUCCUCUUUCUUUCUUUCUUUCUUUCCUUUCUUACUUGCUUUCUCUUUCUCCUUUCAUUCUUCCUCUCUCCUUCAUUCUUGUUUCUUUCUUUCUCCUUCUCUUUUCUUCCUUUCUUUUUUCUUUCUCUUUACUUUCUUUGUUUCUCCUUUUUCUCUUUCUUUCAUUUUUCUUCUUUCUUUCACCCUUCCAUUCUUCUUCUUUUAUCUUUCAACCUUUUCUCUUUCAUUUUUACUUUUUCUUCCUUUCUUUCUUUCCCUUUUUUUCUUCCUUAUUUCUCCUUUAUUUAUUUAUUUAUUUCAUUUUUUUCUUUCUUCAUCUUUCUUUUGUCUUUCUCUCUUUAUUUUGCUUUCUUUCUUUCUUUCUCCCAUUCUUCUUCUCUCUUUCUUUUUCUCUUUCUCCUUCCUUCUCUCUUUGUUUCUUUCUCUCUUUAUUUCUUGAUUUCAUUCUUGAUUUCUCUUUUUCUCUCUCCCCUUUCUUUCUCUUUCAUUCUUCUUCUCUCUUUCUUUUUAUUUCCUUAUUUCUUUCUUGCUUCCUCUCUUUCACUUUUUUUUUUCUUUCUUCCUUUCAGGAUAUUUUGAGGAAGGAGGGAGGAGAGGAGGAUGGGGAAGGAGGAGGAGGGGAGAUCAUUAUGGAAAGGUUAUCUCUCUCUCUCUCUCUCUCUCUCUCUCUCUCUCUCUCUCUCUCUCUCUCUCUCUCUCUGUGGUGGUGGUGGUCGUGGUCAGUGUGUACCCUUGGGUCUCUCCCCCCCCCCUCGUGUCCCCUUGGGUCCCUCCCCCGGGUUGUGGAUGGGUAGGUAGGGAGAGGGUGUUAAUCUGAUAAUAGGUGGUUGAGCGUGACUGCACUCCAUGGUGACCAACAAGGUGCCAACUAGCUGCCCAAAUAUAAAAAUAUCCCUGGACACUCAUAGCAGAGAACCUUUGAACAGUCCACAGACGCUCAUAGCACUGAAAGGGUUAACAGAAGUGUAUGGCGAGUCUUGCAUGGAUGUCAAAAACUUCCGCAAGUGAUGUAGGGCGUUUGCAGCUGGUCGUACUGAAAUUCACGACGAAGAAAGAAGCGGGCCACUGUUGCGAAGGUUGAGCAAAUCCUGUGUGAAAAUCAGCGGAUCACUGGAUGAUCUCCGGAUUUUCGUUCCUUUGGUUUCCCGAAGCACCAUUCAUAGGGUUUUGACGGAAAAGUUGCAAUAUUGGAAGGUGUGCGCAAGAUGGGUCCCGCGAAUGCUCACAGAAGACCACCAACGGCAACGAGUUGACUCUUCCCGUGAAUUUCUUCGCCGUUAUGCAGAUGAAAAUGGCAGCUUUUUGGGUUCGAUUGUCACGGGUGACGAAACCUGGGCAUUCCACUUCACAUCUGAAACUAAACAACAGUCACGUGAGUGGCGGCAUUCCUCUUCCCCUAAGCCACGAAAAUUAAAACAAACAUAGUCUGCCGGUAAAGUCAUGGCAACUGUAUUUUGGGAUCGUAAGGGGGUAUUGUUGGUCGACUUCAUGGCUUUGGGGACCACAGUAAAUGCUGACAAAUACUGUGAGACACUGAAAAAGCACAGACGGGCGAUUCAGAACCAGAGAAGAGGAAUGUUGAGCAUAGGCGUAAGCAUUCUCCACGACAACGCUCACCCCCACGUCGCCUGUCGGCUGUCGCUCUCCUGCAACAGUUUGGAUGGGACGUCAUCACCCACCCACCUUUUAGUCCGGACUUGGCACCCAGUGACUACCACCUGUUCCCUAAGUUGAAAGAACAUUUGGCUGGAACACGCUUCAGCAACGACGAUGAGGUGAAAGAUGAGGUUCAACGCUUCCUCAAUGACAUGGCGGUGAGCUGGUAUGACAUGGGCAUACAAAAACUGCCACAACACCUAUAAAAAUGCAUCGACCGAAAUGGCGACUAUGUAGAAAAAUAGAUAAAUGUUCAAACUUUAAAAUGAUGUACAUAAACAUUAUUGACAAUAAACAUUUCUGUGAUUUCUGAAUAUUUUGGAGACCUCAUUUUGGGAUUACCCUCAUAUA